CACUAUGAAAGCCUCAAGAAAGCCCCUUAGUCUAAACAGGAGGACUAAGACUAUUCAAGGUAAAAGACUCAACCAUGUUCUCAAUGAAAGGACAAAGACUGCAAGAAGCAAUAACAGAAAAGAAUCUAUUCAAAAUAGAAGCUAUCAUGAGGGUUUAAGAUUAUAAACACCAGUCAGGCCAAAAGACAAGGCUUCGACUGUACAAACAACAGAAUAUUCAACAACAGCUCUACCCACUACUACAGCUACUCUGACAAAGAGUCCAAAAAGAGAAGUAUCAACUACAUGAACUACUCCAAAAUAGACCAUGACAUUAUUACCAAUAAACCUGUUGAGACUCCUUAUUCCAACUUCAGAGACAAACUUCUCAAGUUUGAGCCACAGAAGUUCCAAGAUACUAGAAAACCAAGGGUUUUGAACAGGAAACCACGCCCAGUCAAUAUUAUGAAGAAUAUUAAUUAUGUAGCCAACCUUAGCAAACUUAAUUCGUUGAAGUAAGGAAUCUGAGAGAAAGAAUAGCUCAAUGACCUUUACUAAGAAGAAUGCUGAUCUAAAGAAUGAUGGAAAGUAUGUCUUUUUUAAAAGGAAGAGUACUAAUGUUUCAAGGAGGUUUAAUGAGCUGAACUAUUCUAGUCAAAAAGGAAGAAAGAAGUAUAAUGGAAGUAGCUCAAGGACUGAGAGUUAUGUAAGAUCUAAUGCUUCGCAGAGUGCUUGAUCUGUUAGAAGCUAUAAAUCUAGUUCUGCAGUGAAGCGACUCAAAAGGAAUCUCACUGUCGAUUCUACGCUGAAGAACGGUAAAAAUAAUAAUAUUAUUGUUGAGAAAGAUAAUACAGAAACCAUCGAUCAAAUAUUUCAAAGUCUAGAACUAAAAAUUGCAGAAAAUUUUAAAGGAGAUGAGCAUGAUAAAGCUAUAAAAAGAUUGGAAUUACUCAAGAAAUAUAUAACUAAAAGCAAUGCAGAUGUUAUAGAAAUACUCAAGAAACGCCUAAUGAGUCAAUUAUUAAUCAAUAAGAAGGACUCAAACCCCUUUCUUAAAACCUCAUCUGACUCAAAAGCAUGCUAUUUUCUUAAUAUUCUAGGCUCCGAGGGAACAAACACUACUCGACCACCUAAGCGAAACACUAAAAGACUCCAACAAAACCUCCGAAUGUUCGAACCUCCAAGACCCUGAUUCACCUUGCCCACAAGAAGAUGUCGAAAUGUCUGAAAUAGAACGCUUAAUAAUCUCCCUUCUCCAAAUUCCAAAUCCUGCUCAAGCCCAGUGCCGUAAAGAGCCAGCUUCACGUACUCUAACUAAACGAGAGAGGAUCCGGAUACUGUCUCAGGAGAUACAGAAGGAGAAGCAGCUCAGGAAGGAAAAUGAACAGAUGUUGUUGAAGAUAAAGAGGAAUCUUAGGAAGUAAAAUAAACUUUCGGUCGUCCUUGUUAGCAUAAAUCAUUAGUUUUGGAAAUACAUACAUAUUUUAUAGUUGC
Moneuplotes crassus is the source of this 1473-nucleotide messenger RNA. NCBI's taxonomy places the organism in Eukaryota, Ciliophora, Spirotrichea, Euplotida, Euplotidae. The record is from the annotation of a GenBank genome assembly.